AUAAAUAAAAUAUUGGGAGUGCAUGGCGAGAGCGCGCAGGAGCACCAAGCGCGCGUGCACAGCUGUCAGGACCAAGGACAGCGACCGCUUAGCCCGGAGCGCCCUGCGACGGAAAGUCGGCGUGAUCGUCCCCCGAGUGGCUCACACGCUUCACGAGGCACUGCAGAUCCCGUGGGCGAGGACGUUUUUCAGCGGAGAAAGAGUCGCGCUGCCGUCCAGAAGCUGCUCGAGCCGAGCCGCCUGCACCAGGGAGAGAAGUGCGCGGGCGGGGGGCUUCAGUUUGACGGUGCUGCUGGCGCAAACGAUGAAGCUCUUUCUGCUGGCGGUGGUCGUCUGGUGCUCGUGCGCGCGGGCCGGCUGCGAACCGAAAAUCGUCAACAUCGGCGCCGUCCUCAGCCAGAAGAGGUACGAGCAGGUCUUCAAGGAUGCCGUCACCCAAGCCAACCAAGUCUAUGGACGGGAUAAAUUUAAGCUCACGGCCAUCUCCGUCACGCAUAAACCCAACGCCAUUCAGAUGGCCCUGUCCGUAUGCGAGGACCUCAUCUCCAGUCAGGUCUACGCCAUCCUGGUGAGUCACCCGCCCCAGUCCAAUGACCACCUGACUCCGACACCUGUCUCCUACACCGCAGGCUUCUACCGCAUCCCCGUGGUGGGGCUCACCACUCGCAUGUCUAUUUACUCAGACAAGAGUAUCCAUCUGUCCUUCCUGAGGACCGUGCCCCCCUACUCGCACCAAGCGCACGUGUGGUUUGACCUGAUGCGCGAGUUCAACUGGAACCACAUCAUCCUGAUCGUGAGCGAUGACCACGAGGGCCGAGCUGCUCAGAAGAGGCUGGAGACGCUCCUGGAGGAGAGAGAAACCAAGAAUAAAAAAAGGAACUAUGAAAACCUCGACCAACUGUCCUAUGACAACAAGCGAGGACCUAAGGCAGAGAAAGUCCUCCAGUUCAGCCAGGAGACUAACUUAACGGCCCUGCUGCUCGAGGCCAAAGAACUGGAGGCCCGAGUCAUCAUCCUUUCCGCCAGCGAGGAAGACGCCGCCGCGGUGUACAAGGCCGCCCGCUUCCUCAACAUGACGGGCUCGGGCUACGUGUGGCUGGUGGGCGAGCGGGAGAUGUCGGGUAAAGCGCUGAGUGAGGCGCCAGACGGUUUGAUCGGCCUGCAGCUCAUCAACGGCAAGAACGAGUCGGCUCAUAUCAAUGACGCGGUGGCGGUUGUGGCCCAGUCGGUCCAAGAGCUCUUUGAGAAGGAAAAUAUCACUGAGCCACCAAGAGGAUGCGUGGGCAACACCAACAUCUGGAAAACGGGACCUCUAUUCAAAAGGGUGCUCAUGUCAUCGAAAUACCCGGAGGGGCUCACAGGACGUGUGGAGUUCAAUGACGACGGAGACAGGAAGUAUGCCCACUACAGCAUUCUCAACUACCAGAAGAGUCGACUCAUUCAAGUGGGCGUUUAUAAUGGGACGCAGGUGGUCAUGAACAAUCAGCGUAAGAUUAUCUGGCCCGGCGGGGAGACGGAAAAACCACAAGGCUUCCAGAUGUCGACUCGAUUGAAGAUAGUGACAAUACACCAGGAGCCAUUUGUUUACGUGAAACCCACAAUGCCGGACGGAACGUGCAAGGAGGAAAUGACAUUAAAUGGAGUCUUAAUUAAAAAGGUUAUCUGCACUGGGCCCAAUGAGACCAUCCCAGGUAACACAUCAGGACGCCCAAUCGUGCCGCAGUGUUGUUAUGGAUUCUGCAUUGAUCUGCUGAUCAAGCUGGCUAUGACCAUGAACUUUACCUACGAGGUUCAUCUGGUGGCUGAUGGGAAAUUCGGAACGCAGGAGCGGGUGAACAACAGUAACAAGAAAGAAUGGAAUGGCAUGAUGGGAGAGCUCCUGGGGGGCCUGGCUGACAUGAUUGUUGCCCCGCUGACGAUAAACAACGAACGAGCCCAGUACAUUGAGUUCUCCAAACCCUUCAAAUAUCAAGGUCUCACGAUUCUCGUGAAAAAGGAAAUCCCUCGCAGUACACUGGACUCGUUCAUGCAGCCGUUUCAAAGUACUCUGUGGCUGCUGGUGGGUCUUUCGGUACAUGUGGUGGCGGUGAUGCUUUACCUACUAGACCGGUUCAGCCCCUUUGGAAGAUUUAAAGUCAACAGUGAAGAAGAAGAGGAAGAUGCCCUCACCUUGUCAUCUGCCAUGUGGUUCUCCUGGGGAGUGCUUCUGAACUCUGGAAUUGGAGAAGGUGCACCACGCAGCUUUUCAGCGAGAAUUCUUGGUAUGGUGUGGGCUGGCUUUGCCAUGAUCAUUGUGGCUUCCUAUACUGCCAACUUGGCUGCUUUCCUGGUGCUGGACCGGCCUGAGGAGCGCAUCACCGGCAUCAAUGACCCAAGGCUCAGAAACCCAUCGGACAAGUUCAUCUACGCCACGGUGAAGCAAAGCUCCGUGGACAUCUACUUCCGGCGGCAGGUGGAGCUUAGCACCAUGUACCGCCACAUGGAAAAGCACAACUAUGAGAGUGCCGCCGAGGCCAUCCAGGCAGUGCGUGACAACAAGCUGCAUGCUUUCAUCUGGGACUCUGCGGUGCUGGAGUUUGAAGCCUCGCAGAAGUGCGACCUGGUGACCACGGGAGAGCUGUUUUUCCGUUCGGGCUUUGGCAUAGGCAUGCGCAAGGACAGCCCCUGGAAACAGAAUGUGUCCCUGGCCAUUCUCAGUUCUCAUGAGAACGGCUUCAUGGAAGACCUAGAUAAAACCUGGGUGAGAUACCAGGAGUGUGACUCGAGGAGCAAUGCCCCAGCCACACUCACCUUUGAAAACAUGGCAGGAGUCUUCAUGCUUGUGGCUGGUGGCAUAGCGGCAGGGAUCUUCCUCAUCUUCAUCGAAAUAGCCUACAAGCGCCAUAAAGACGCCCGCAGGAAGCAGAUGCAGCUCGCCUUUGCGGCCGUUAACGUUUGGAGGAAGAACCUGCAGCCAUCUUCCUCUCUAGAGACUCAGGAUGAUAGAAAAAGUGGUAGAGCAGAGCCCGACCCCAAAAAGAAAGCCUCUUUUAGGUCCAUCAGUACCACCCUGGCCUCCAGCAUCAAGAGACGUAGGUCCUCCAAAGACACGCAGUACCCACCAACUGACAUCACGGGACAACUCAAUUUGUCCGACCCCUCCGUCAGCACCGUGGUGUAGGGAGCAUGACCCCCCCCCCUUGCCCCCCCCCCUCCACCUCCAGAACCCUCACCAUCCCCCACCCCUCCUCCCCGCCCCCCCAGCUGAAGGAAAGAGGAAACAAGAACAGGAAGGUGACACGAGGAGAGCGGUCUCGCGCGUCCUUUCCCCGCCGACCGACGGAGCUUGUGGAGGAGCUGAAGACGUGGCUCAAAACUCUCAACUUGCACCUUUUUGAACAGUCAGGAUUACCUGACCUUUUUCCAGGUAGAUGUUUGUGGGCUCCCCGAGCAUGCACGGAGCCAUCCGAAUCACAUUUACCAUUUUCCCAUAUAUAUACUAUUACUUCGCAUCGUCAUCUUUUCUGUCAUUUAGCCGACUUAGUUACUGACUUAAAUCUUUUGCUGUUGAUUUCCAAUUUUCUUAAUUAAUCUGCCUCAUCGCUUUCUGCCGUGCCGUUUCGUCACAAAUGAAUAAGCCACUUUUAAUACCAGUACUGUAACAUAUCACUUCCAAGUAGAGCCUAUUAAACACUGUAAUAGUUCAUUGGGGGUGAGGGAGGGGGGGAGGGGGGUUGUUUUUGGGGCACAAUCCUGCAAUAUUUACUGUAAGCUUCUUUUGAGGAAUUGUCGGCGUGACCUUUAGACAAAAUAGUUUUGUGUUAUUUAAGUCAUUGGGAAGCACUCCUAAAGAGCCUAAUGAUCAGUACGGUAUCUGAUUAAUCACUAGAGCAUGUGUGUGUGUGUGUGUGUGUGUGUAUGAUCUACUAUUGAAUGCCGCUGGCCAUGUAAUACUCAUGUCAACAGUUAUCGUUGAGAUUCUUUGGAAACGGCGCCUGUCCCCUCGAGUUUUCCACUCAAAAGCCAAAUGCGUGUUGUCCGAUGAUAUGCCGACGACAUUUCUUAAAUUACAAAUCACUGGAGCUUUUUAAACACUUUCGAGAAGAAGAAAAGCAUUUAUUUUGUCGCCUGAGGAAACUGCCAAGUGCUAUUUGUUACGCUGGAAGCCAUGUCACGUUUUGGGACUGCCCUCUGUCUUCCUCUCUCCUGCCGCGGUCUCUCUCUCUUUUCCGGUUUCGAAAGGGUUGCAUCAAAAGGCCGAGUUUUUCAGCCAACCAGCACUCAAUCUUUGGUGGAAAAAAACCUUCCUCGAGGCACAGGUUGUUGCCUGGGGAUUUUUUUUUUUUUUUUUCCACCAAGGAGCCUGAGUGAAUUUGAAGCCUUGCGAAGCUUGCGAGCAAGCGUUGGUUGGAUGCAAAAACGGGCCUUUUCCCAAGUUUCUGGAGCUGAGAAACGACUGCCUUCCCGGUGUUGAGCACCACAUAGCACUUUACGCCUGAGAGGGCGUUUCCAAACUGUAAAAAAAAAAAUUGCUAUGACAUCAAGACGGAUGUUUCUUAAUUAUUCUUACAUCAUUAUGGUUGUCGUUAUUUUGCACUGUUAGACACGAGCGAAAUUGAUUUGACUUCAAAUGAUGUUGAAACAUUUUUGCACAAUCACAUGGUGCCAAACGUGCCGUAUUCCUUUUGAACAAUUUGCUCUGGCCUGCAUGCUGACAUGUUAUUACCGCUGCCAUCGUAUUUCAAUUUUGUUUUUUUUUUUUCAUCUAGACUUGCAUUGUUAUUGUGGAAGCGCUUCGAUCAAAGGAAAUGGAAUUAAUAGCGUUUGUUUUCAAGUGCAUAAGGAUUUGGGGAAACUGUAUAAUAAUAAUAAUAAUACAUUUUAUUUAUAAGCGCCUUUCAAGACACCCAAGGACACUUUACAAUAACAAAAAACACAAAACAAAAAAAAAACGGGUUGAGCAGCGGCAGCCAAAACGCGCCAGCGUUCACUCAACCCCAAGGUCAGAAAGAAACCACAGCGUGCUUGUGUUAUGAUCGCCGCUGAGAAUGUCUUUUACUUAUUCGGUCACAUACACGCAUUGUACUUUACGGGCAUGCACACGAGCUUAGUAUACAGCGGCAUCGCUUUGAUUUCUUAAGGAAUUGAAACAUUUUGUUAACAAGACUGUAAAUAAAAUUGUACUUGCAAGUCCCCAAA
This is a messenger RNA of Hippocampus zosterae (dwarf seahorse), 5178 nucleotides long. Its product is annotated as glutamate receptor ionotropic, NMDA 1. Gene Ontology annotation, biological process: ionotropic glutamate receptor signaling pathway; chemical synaptic transmission; monoatomic ion transport. The transcript is spliced from 23 exons. Gene Ontology annotation, molecular function: NMDA glutamate receptor activity. Lineage: Eukaryota; Metazoa; Chordata; Actinopteri; Syngnathiformes; Syngnathidae. The coding region runs from base 23 to 3160 and encodes 1045 amino acids. The record is from RefSeq and is a predicted model, not a curated record. Gene Ontology annotation, cellular component: synapse; plasma membrane; NMDA selective glutamate receptor complex.